AUGAACCGGAACGCAGCGGUCCAGUUUGGCAGUUUGGUCAGCCCAGACGAUGGGGAGUUUGAGGCCUACCUCAGAAAUGCAUUGAAGGUCACCGGCUUUAACUGGUACUGUGCGCUGUCGCACGUGCCAAUGUCUUCGGUUAUGCUGUGGCGUGCGCUGCUGGCCACGGCAUGGGACGUCAUGGAGGCCAAGACUAUCUUACAGCCGGGGACAGGCGCAUUUCUCCUUUAUGGAGCUCUUUUCGGCAUCCGUGUGGCGUCCCCGGUGGCAACUUCGAGUUGCAACGGCCCCAUACUUGACGACAUCGAACGGAGCGUGCGCUACCUCAUCCGUGAGGGCAAGACAUUGGCACUCGUGCGGGUCACCAUUUUCAAGUCCAGAGCGCAGAGGAGCGGAAACCGGGCAGUCCGGGGCCACAGCCGGGAGGCGGCCACAUUCAUGCCUAAAGCAUGCUUGGCGUAUGUUGGCGCAAGCCAUGUCGAGGCAGCCCAGCGACACCAGUGGCGAGCCAUCAGGUCGCUGGUGGUUGCUGGCGGGAAACGUGCCCUGGCACUGGUGGACAAGCUGGUGCAGCCCCGCGCAGAGGUGAGAGCUGCCUGGCAGGAGCAUCCGCCCAAACUUCGAUGA
Molecule: messenger RNA, 627 nt
Organism: Symbiodinium necroappetens
Lineage: Eukaryota; Dinophyceae; Suessiales; Symbiodiniaceae
Source: the annotation of a GenBank genome assembly